Messenger RNA from Aethina tumida (small hive beetle), 778 nucleotides. Its product is annotated as protein toll-like. The transcript is spliced from 3 exons. The record is from RefSeq and is a predicted model, not a curated record. Bases 224 to 778 code for a protein of 184 amino acids. Lineage: Eukaryota; Metazoa; Arthropoda; Insecta; Coleoptera; Nitidulidae.
UACAAUAUAUGCCAAUUCAGAUGACGACAAACAAGAAAUAACACUUUUCUUGGAUAACAAUCCAAUUGAUUGUGAUUGUUACAAUUACAAUUUUAUAAAGGGCUAUCCUGAUAUUAGAAGGGAAAACCAGAUUUUCUAUAUUAGAAAUUAUGAACUAUUAAAAUGCACGUCAGGCACUCGUCUGCUAGACCUUACUAAACAUUUAAAUAUUAUUAAUUGCCCAAUGAAAGACUUAGUGACACAGGACUAUACAUGUGCAAAGGGGUGUGGCUGUUUCUGGAAACCGCUGAACUCUACAUUUGUAAUGGACUGUUCCAAUAGAAAUCUUACUGAUAUACCUACAUUUGUCGCUCCUAUUAAAGUCAAUAUAUGGAAUCAAAUUUACCGUGUCAAUAAUAUAGAAAUUAAUUUAAGUAACAAUAAUUUGGAAGUUGGUCCUUCCCCGCAAUACGGAUAUGAAAACGUGACCGAAUUAAAUUUGUCUAACAAUAAAAUUGGAAACUUUAAUUGGACGCCCCAAGAUAUACAGAAACUUCAUCUGGACCGCAACCAUUUAUCGUUCAUCAGUGAUGAAAUUUUGGACAAAUUAAAUGGAUCAAUCAAAUUGUUAACACUUGAUGGAAAUCCUUGGACAUGCAACUGUUCUGCGUUAAAGCUGCAAAACUUUUUAAUAGAUAAUAAUAAACAGAUUGGAGAGGCAAACAUUUACUGUGAAGACAGUGGAGUAAAAAUCAUACAAAAUAAUGAACUCUUUGACUUUAACUUUGACGAUUAUUGA